Molecule: messenger RNA, 2041 nt
Organism: Dichomitus squalens LYAD-421 SS1
Lineage: Eukaryota; Fungi; Basidiomycota; Agaricomycetes; Polyporales; Polyporaceae
Exons: 6
Coding region: 380-2041 (553 amino acids)
Source: RefSeq, a predicted model, not a curated record
GUUGAUUCUGAUUCUUUAUCACGCUGCCCAGUCCGGGCAAAGAUGGCGCCCACGAAUAUCCCAACGCUCGGCCUCCCAUCGUUCUCAUCUCCCUUGUUCUCGUUGUCGACGCUCCUGGGCUGUUCGCGACUCGCGUCUCUGGCGUUCUAGUCUCUUUCCCGAGUGUGCUGUCUAGCUCUGUUGGCGUAGUUCUCAGCCGGUGCCACCGUGUCACGGGCGUUUUCUUCAUUUACGUUUCUGCUCAGCCGGGACAAGACGCGCGCGGCUCUCAAGGGGGUAUUCACGUCGAAGCCGUUUCUUCUCUUCCUCGCAUUGUUCAGUCGUACACUCUGUUGUUGUCUGAACGACCAUCUGCUCGUUCGUUGCUCUGCUUCUGGAGAUGUCUGAGGCACCGUUGACCGAGAUCCUCUCGCCAAAGAGCCCGACGCUCGCCAGCGCGGUCUUCGGGAGCUCGCCACGCCCUCGCCGACCCAGCACGCCCCGCUCUCCGUCUGGCAGUGUCUCCCAGCCCCACACACCCUCGCGAUCAGAGAAGUCACUUCCUCCUGUUCCUGCUCCUGCCCAGUCUCGAUCGCCACGGUCCACGAGGAACCCGCCACCGCGCGGGGCUCGCCCUGACAAGCGGCCCGACAGCCCAGAUGUCGAGACCAUGAUUAAGCGCACCCCGCGUCCGCGUCGCAAGUCGUCGGCGACGUUCCACUCGCCCAUGGCGCGGGCGAGGUCGAACUCGUCGAUGGCGAUCCCGUCGAGCUGGAAGGGGGUGAAGAACGACGACGACACCGGGUCUGUCAUCUCGGACUACGGCGCGUUGCUGGACAAGGACGACAGCAUGGACGAGAAGCAGCUGGAGGGAGAUGGGAGCGAGUCCGACUCGAGUAUCGACAUACACACUCCUUUGCCACAUCUGAUGUUCAGAGAUGGUUUGCUUUCCCCGCGGUCGAAGCUGCUUCCGGGUGGUGGAUCAGCGACACUGUCGUUGUACAUAGACGAUGAGGAUGGUGCGGCGUCUGUGAAUCGCGCAAACAGUGUCCUUAGCGUGGCGUCGACAGUGGGCAGCACGGUGACCAAAUCCGGCAUACAUCGGGACCCACGGGACACGCAGCGAAGGAGAGUCCGCCAUCGAGACCAAACGCUACUCCGCGCUGGAAUGGGUCUGACCACUGGGCUGGGAUGGAGUGACAGCGAGGACGAGGAUGCUCCCUCUUUGCUCACAAGACGGCUCAUCAACUCGAACAUCAAUAGACAGCCCUCCGUGUACUCCACGUCUAUGUCGCGCGUGCCUCCUGAGCUUGCAAGGAGCACCUCUGCAAGCAACCUGUCGCGUGCGCCGAGCUCCUAUUCCCCCGCACCGCUCACAGCCAAGGCUCUCUCCCGCUCCAUGUCUGCGACGGAUUCCCAGAACCGCCUCAGCAGUGCCGACACAGACAGCAUCACAUCAGUUGAUCUCCCCAAGCCCGCGACGCGGAGUCUCGGUUACCAGCUCACACAGCUCACAGAUACGGACCGGGGGCCCAAGGCCGCUGCGCCUACCCCAGACCGCGGGGAUCCAGAACUCGGUGACGCGGUCGACUUCCAUGUCAGAGUCGCGUCCGCCGGUGUCGUCUGCCAACGCGAAGAUGUCAAACUUGUCCUCGAUAGCGCGCGCAAGGACUCGUACACUGUCAAACCCGGGUUCCCGUCCUGGCAACACUUCCGUUCCUACCCGCUCGACAGUGUCGCGCAUGGUGCCGCCGCGUUCCGUGUCCACCUCCGUCAUGGCUCCAGUGCGGUCCAUAUCGGCCUGCUGGACUUCCCUCUUCCUCCCCGCCUGUCGUCUUCCCAGUCUGCUGGGCUUCCCCGAUCCAGCGGGAAGACGGACACGCAGAAGCCUACGAGUACUACCUCUACUGUGUCUGCGCCGGGUGGCUCCCGCCCACAGGUCGGCCUUCGACCUCCGAGGACCGGAACGGGUAUGGCGUACCGCACCAGCUCGUACUCGAGCUUCUACGAGACUUCCCGGACUAGCCGGCUUUCGUCUGGCAAGGAGGUCGGCGUCAUCUAA